UGAGCGCAUACAGGUGUAUCAGGUUGGACGCAUAUGAAUUUUCAUGAUGAAAAUUUGUAUCUGUAGUAACAUUUUGUAUGACGUUCGGUGAGAGAAGAGGGGAGACAGUGUCAAGUGUAACCUUGGAUGCGAUAUCUUACGUUUAUUGAAAGAGAACUCGAGUGCCGGUAUUAUCGGGUAUGGUGUUACAGUCGUAGCCGCGCUGUGAAUACGAGCAGUCUUCGUUACAAUUGCUUUGGAAAAAGUGUCUGAAUUUUUCUAGAACCUUAUUUUUCACUGUCAAAUGAUUCUCCACGACAUGUUUAUCAGUGGUGCGUACAUUUCACACUUUAAUAUUUACGUUUAACUACAUAUAAAGUGUAUGUUGCAAAGGUAUUUCGUUUUGUUAUUUUAAAUAACUUGAAUCAAGUUUAACUCAGAUCAGGAUUAUUCUACGGCAAUUAAUGAUAUUUAGAUAGGAUAUUUUUGAGGAUCUAUUGUAGAUUCUUAAAAAUAUUAAACAGUGCUAAAUUUUGUGGAUAAUUCUGUGACAUCUCUGUGCCUUUUUUUCCCCCCUUUUGUCAACAAUCGUCGACGUCAAAAGCGAAAGUGGACUAACUUACGAUAUGGCCUGAUUUUUUGAAGGAGAUCGUUGCUGGCGCCAGAUCAGAUAAGUUAUAAUGACCGAUCAAUCAUCGAUGUUAAGCCAAUAAUCAAUGACCGAAAAUACCAAUUUCCCCGCCGUUUCGUAUAACAUACAAAUAUAUUAUUAUUAAGCAGUUGCCAACUGCUAAUUAUUUAAUGAUUUUGAAAAUUAAAAAUAUGGAAUCAAAAUGGUUUCUUUUUCUUUUUAUUAAAUAUAAAAUAUCGGUUUAUUUAUAUAAAGUUCAUUAAAGCAAUACGAAAACGUUAAUAGAUGUUGAAUAAUCAGCGUGGAAUAAAAAUUUGACGAUUUAAGGCAAUUAAUGUAAAUUUAUCUUCCUUCUGACGUGUUUGUAUAUUCUUGACCUUUUAGAUCACACCAUCGUUUAUCAAUGAUUUUGACAACUACUGUAAUCAGGCUAAUUGUUGCUUUUUUCCAGCAAUCAUUAAUUUGUAACAUCAAUAUAAUUAAAAAAUUGGGAAUUUUUUAUUUUCAAACAAGUAAUCAGAUAUUUCGGUUUUUGAGUUAAAAAUAUUUUAUGGUUGUUUAAUCGAAGCUAUGAAUUUUAUAUAAAAUCGUGAAAAAAAGGAGAUAAUUGGCAGUUUAAAAAAUUGAAUUUUGAUAAACAGGAUCCACAUUGUCCAACAACUCCAAAAAAAAAAGAAAUCUUAAUUUCAACUGAAUUUCGCAAACCUGAAAUAGCAAUACAAUUUUAUAAUAACAUAAUAAUAAGGGGAACAAAGAACAGUUUAGUCUUAAAACGUACGUCAUUACCCAGGAAAACGCGAUAAUACCAUCAACCAUUUAUCUUUGCCCCUUCCUUUAGCCAAUUACUAUUUUACAUCCUUUAUACAUUAAAACAAGCCUAUUUUAAUAUUCACUAUUAACAUUAAUUAAAUUAAAUUUAUCUAAUAGAAAAUUCGCAGAACCCCACAGAAAUGUUGAGUAAUUUACAGAUGAAUUAAAAAAAAUAUUUGAAAGGUAAUUCGUGGGUUAUACAGAUGAUUUUAUUUAAAUUUCAUCUUUUGAAAAUGUAAAAACUGCUAGAGUCUGAUAGACUGUACCGUCACCACUUAUGGGUUAAGUGUGAACAGUCGUUAUCUAUGUUUUGUCAGCAUAAUAUCGUUAAUGAACCGGAUUAACACGUUGACCGUCACAGUAGAAGUAGCCAUAUCUAGUCAGACACCUAAUAACAUGGCGUAUUGAAGAUACUAUAAAAAAUAAUUUCUUAAUACAAUCCUUUAGUUAGUUAUAUUAUUAAUGUAUCUCUAUUAUAAAAGGAGUUGCUAAUGCAACGGCAAGAAGGAGGAAAACAACGAAUUUAAAUUCUUGCUAGCUAAACCUGUUUUCUUUCCUACUAGCUAGUUGGCUAACUUUUUUUCGCCCCUAACCCAUUCUCGUACGGUUAGCUUAAGCUGGUGAUCAAGGUGAAGGUGAUCGAUGAGGGCGGAGCGUUUACGCAGAGAGACACGCGGUUUUACAAACACGAACAGCUACUUUUGACGCAACGCGGAUAUACGGCAGUCAGCUGCAUCGCAUGAUCCAGGACACGCGAUGAGGUUGCACUGUCAAUGAUUCGAAUACCGAAUGAUUUUAAUUAAGCUUUACUGUCAAAUACCGUUGAAUACUGUCGACUACGGUUAAAUACCGUCGAAUACCAUCGGAAAGUACGUACAGAGAAAUAUGUUACAGGAACAGCUCUGGUUUAGUACAGCGACUCCUCUCGUCGGGAAAGAUCGGUCAAUGAACCGUUUCCAAUAUGUACCUACUCCUCGAACAAUACACGUUGCAAUAUAAGAUGCAGGAAUUAAAAAAUUAGUGUAUUGUUGUUACAUUGAUUACUGCGGGGAUAGGGGAGCAUCAAUGAUCGGUAUUAUUAUUGUAAAGGUAAUAAAUCUCAUAUGUAUACUGCUUAGGAACAACCAGAACUUAUUAUUUAUUCUCCGGAAUGAUUAAGGAAAAAUAGGCAAUAAAGAAAAAAAAAAAAAAUGAUUGAAAUUGCAGUUAUGUAAGAAACACUAAAUGUUGUUUCGUUUAAUGAUUCUCGUAAUUUUAUGUAUCUUUAUAUCUAAAGGAGCUUGUUCAUUGUGUUACGAAAUAAAUUACAGUCACUUAUGAAAGUCAUCGUACAUCUUAUAAAAGAGCCAUUUUGUUCGACAAAAUAUUGAUGUAGUCAGUGAUGUCAAGAAAUAAAAAUGUACGAACACUUUUUUGAGAUGUAUCUACAGUACCCAGAAUGAUAGGCUUUUUCAGGAAAAAUGGCGAUACAGGGGAAAGAGUCAUGCUACCCACCAUAAUACUUAAGAGGUACCAGCCGUUAUGAACUUUUGUUUUUCAUUUGAAAGUCGAAUAUCCCAUUAGAUGAGUAAUGAACUUUACUCGCGUUAACAUUUAAUAUGUUUAGGGGGAAAAGUACGUGGGUGUGAAUUAAGCUUAAAAAACAUCCAGUGGGAGUUUCAAAACAAAAAAAAGGAUGUAGGAACGGUGUCUCUAGAGAUUCUGUGUACGAAAUACGUACACACGUAAAAGUCUCGUAUCAUAAAUUUAAUUCUUUGCGUCAUAAACGCGUCUCCUCCGGCGAUGGCGUCAUUCGAUGAGAACAUUUUGAACGAACCAACUUUAUUUCUUUCUUUGAUUUGAAAAAUUUAUGUCUGAUCAAAAAUGUCUUUCUAAAGAUUGUCAGCACUUAGCGAAACAUUCGUAGCUAUUGGGCAAUGUGAAUUCCAUUUAUCAACGAUGUUUAACAAUUUAAAGUUAAUCUUUAAAUUGUCUUUUCGAAGAUCAAGAUUCGAUCCUGGGGUGAGAUAAUAGAUUUUUAAAGGACAGGAUAAAGCAAGUUUGUCAGAUAUUCAAAAUUGUACGACAGAGUGGUUAAUUUUAGCGAUGUUUCGAUCACUGUCCUGGUCCACUUCACCCCCUAUUACGAAGGAUAUUAACCCUUACUCGGUAAACGUGGGUCAAUUUUGUCUAGGUUAGUUCCAAAGGUAUUGAUUUCUCGGAAACUAAUAAGUAACAGGCUUUUGUUUAUCCUCCUAGAAAAAGCUGGUUAGUGGAAUCUAACAACACAAGGUUUACGUUCUAUGUUAAUUGCCUGUUGAAAUUUAUAGAGGACAUAAUGGAUUCACGUUUGCAAUUCGAAGAGGAUCAAUAAUGAAAAAGUUGCUAAAAUGAAAAAUAGCAAUUUUUAUUAGAUUAUUGUACUAUCAUCAUAAAUAGAAAUUAGACAUCAAUACUGUACAUGUUACAUAUCAAUCUAAUUUAGCACUGUUAACAAAAGGAAUUAUUUACAAAAUGUACAUAUACUUAGAUAAUCAAUCAUCAUCGAUUACUAAAUUUGCGAAGAAAGCGAAGAAUUUUGAAUUUAGUGAAAACGCGCGUGAAUUCCAUUUCAAAAAGAACCGCUUAAAAAUUGGAAGCGCUGCGCAGUAUGGAAAUUCAAUGGUUCCGACGUAUUUUCGGAAAAGAGUCUUUCAAUUAUUUCAACGAGGUGUUCGAUGUAUUUACGUGCGAUUUCGGAUCCGGAUUUAGUUGUACGCGAUUUUUCCGCUGCUGUCCGCAACGAGGUAGAGGGCAAAAGAGAGAGAGAGAGAGAGAGGAAGAGAAGCGUGGUGGAACGCGAUAAUUCCAAGCAAACUCACGACUAGUCAUUGAUCGGCCGCGAGACGCCGAGCGCCGCGACGCCCUCUCCUUUUCUUAACCCCAGCGUCCCCACCUGUCCUGUUCACAACCGUGUCAGACAUUUAAGCGUCACGUCGGAAACGCGCCUCCCUCUUUCUCUCGCUCUCUCCUUCUCCCCGCUUUGUUCUUCUCUUCUUCGCUCUUUUUCGUGGCUCGUUCAUCGACUCCGGGCAUCUCCGCGACGAAUUCGAGCUGAUCAGCGACACGGUUCUCCGCUCUACGUCGACGCUUUGACGGUUUCGACUGAUUUUUCCAGAGGGGAAAGUGCCGCGUUGGUCGGACAGUUGUUUCACACGAGAUUCACGGUUCGGCCAGGUGAGUGAGAAUUGAGGCAACCGACCAGUCCCAUACAGUGCUUACGGAGCAAAAUGUGUCGUCGUGAUCCGUUGCAACGCGUGAAGAAAAAAGUGGACGACGAAGCUUGAUCGUUCGGAGGGAUCUGCUUUGCCACAAUGGUGGAAUCAGUAUGGGCGAGGAUCUCGUUAACGUGGUUGCUCCCCGUUGCUCAUUGAAUCGCUUUGUCUGAAUGAGGGAGGCGGUGAACGACCGUUUCUAGGUCGGACCACAGAUCCAUGGGUGCUUAAUUGAUCGUUGUUUCCGAGGGAUUGCGUGACAACAAGGACGAGGAAAAGUGGGACGUUGAGGUAGAUUUUUCCAAUAGGGACCGCAACGAUUUUCGAGCUCAAAACUGUUCCCAAGGAAAUUCGGGUCGAACGUGUUGUCGAUCGGUCUGGUCCGAAUUGGGUCAGUAGGAUAGCACGGCAACAGCAACGGCCAGCUUUUUCGCGCAGAGGACAGGAGCGCGAUCUAACUUUCGUGAACGUUCAACGAACAGAUUCGAUCGACAUGUUUUGUUUCCAAACUCCCUUCACACGCGCUUCUCGCGUGCUCGUGUCACCUCUGUCUUCUAGCAAGGGGAAAACCACCUCCAUGAGUAUGAUCCUGCCGAUGAGUAAGUCGUCCUCCGGUUCCAAGUGCGACAGACGUGGUUCCGAGGCGACCAGCGAAGAUUCUGGCUCGUCCAUCAGGUACAUCGAUCAGGAGCCCUCGAUAUCAGCGAGCAGCAGCACGGACACGUUACCCGACAUCAAAGCGGACUACUUGGACCCAGAGUCUCUGUCCCCGGGGCCAGAUUCCUUAACUGCGCCUGCCGCGAUCGUCCCCAACGGCGUAGACGAGGAGAAGCUGUUGGAGGAGGAUAAGGAUGAAAAUUGUCGAUCGUCAUCCCCCGCGAAAGCUUCUCCCAAGAAGAGGUUCUACAGCAACAGGCGCUGCAGGAAGCUGCUCCUGCGACUCAGGUCAAACGAGUCUUCCAGUUCCAGUAACAAAGAAGCCUGUUCAGCCGCGUCUCACUCUCCAGCGAGUGACUCAAUCGAAACUGAGUCCCCUGAGUCUUCCAGGGAUCGCGAGAACGAGUAUAAGACAGACGACGCGAACCACCUAACGAAAUCUUCCCCGUCGGUGCUGAUCGACUCCGUGGAACCUGAGGAGGCUCUGAAGAGCUGCAGAGCCACCUCCGAGAACGAUAUAUCCUCGUUACAGAACACCUUCAGCGAGUCGGAGAAGGAGAAUAUUUAUCAAGAAACGGAAACAGAGACGGAGGAGGGAUCGUCGUUGCCGUUGAGCCCGGCGGGUCCAUCGGCCACCGGUUUGUCUUCUUCAACCGUACCCUACUACAACUUCCUAUGUGUGAACGGCGGAGCAAUGCGUCAAGAGAUGACCAGCACAAGUUCUCCGCAACUCUCUUCGGGCAGCAACCUCAGAUCCAGCACGGAAUCCACUCCCGCCGAUGUGUGCAGCUCCGAAAAGAGCUCUCGGAUGGAUACCCUAAAGCCAGAGGGUUUAGAGAGCCAGUUUUCCUUACCAGCCGCCAGAUCCUGUCCGAAUCUCGAACGACAAAGCGCUGGUUGUUCACCAAUCAGUGGUUCUUCCAGUUCUAGUCUUAGUCCCGGACCUGUUGGGCCUAGGUUCAAACCAGUAGAAGAGGGUGACAUCCAGGUGUGCUUUUUGAAUCACACAAAGACUCUGGUCAGGAAGAUUCUGUCCAGCAAGUUCUUGAGGAGAUGGGAAACUCAUCAUCUUUAUUUAAACGACACCUGCAUCUCUUCUAAAACGCCUACAGGAUUCCUUCAGCAACCAAUACCGUACAGCAACAUGUCGGACAUUCGGAAGUACGCUGUUGCUAGAUGGGAUCCUACUUACAAGAACUGUCUUAGUAUAGUUCUGUCAGACAGCUCGAUUCUUCUUCAAGCCAAUAAUGCUUACACGAGGGACCAAUGGUAUCAUUCGAUACUGUGGAAGAGGAGUAUCUUCAAGUACCAGCACCUAGUAUCGUUGAGCACGCGUGAAGAGGUGAUCAUCAAAGAGCUAAAGUCAAUGGUGGAUUUCGCGCUUUGGACUUCGCUUCAGGAUGAAAGAGUUACUGCAGCGCCACUGGAAGCUGUGGCGAAACUUCUGGAAGAUUCCGUGACGGAGGAUUCGGAGCGGAAGUUGGAAAAGUCAGGCGAGGAGAUAACCCGAUAUCAAAACGACCGGAAACAGUGGGCAGAGGCGGUUCUCUCUGUAGUCUCUCCUUUGUUAGACAAAGUUGCCCUUCCAGCAUGUCUCGCAAAGGUUCUCGCGAAAUUGGCCCAACAUCAUCCCCAAUCGCCCUUAGUCUCCGCUAUUAGCCCAGCUAUCACGAGAUGCCUGAAGCAUACCGUGGACUUUGGAAAAUCUCCGGAUAUGAGAAGGUUGCUUCAGGUGUUCAUAGCUGCUCUCUACGCGGGUGUAGGAGGUGAACAAGUGAUCAGGGAGUACGUCGCUUCCGUUCACGGGCCCGGAAGUGACUGUCCUCAUCCAAGGGUACUUCCAAAUUUGGUGUCCGUUUGUGUUGCUGCCAUUUUUCAUAGAUUCGAGGUAGCCAAUUGUUCUCUGUCAGAACAAGACAAAUCAACGACUUUGCCUCCGUUGGAUUGUUAUUUGUUGGUGUUAAAUGUCGCAUCAGAGUAUGCCGACUGGAGGCCAGGUUUCGGCGCGCUGCUGCAACCAGUACCAUUUCCGGAGGAAGCUCUGGCUAUAAAAGAGGUCCAACAGUCAAUAUUAAUGUGUGUGAUCAAGCGUUUGGCCAAAGAUUCAAGAUGCAUAGUACAUCGUGUUCUACUUCCGGUGAGAGAACCACGUCCUGGCUGGAUCCAUAUUGCGGCGCCAUCUAGUCCAGCUUGUCCCGAUCAAGGAGAGCUGUUUGGUGAAAUGCUCACAACACUGUUGGCGUGCUGCUGCCGGAGGAAGAGGUUCAUAACCUCGAUAAUGAAACAGGCUCGAGAUGAUUGUAUACUCUUGGCGGUGAGAGGUUGCGAAGCUGCGCAGGAAGCUCUUUGCUUGAUGCUGGAGUGGUAUUUGUUACCGAACGAGGAAGCUCGUUUGCAAAUAGUCAAUGCACUGGAGUCGACGACGUCAGGCAAGAACCGUUAUGCUGCUCUUUGCCAGAGACAGAGGAAUCUACAAGAAUUGCAACAGAAAGGAGGUCCUCGGAAGCUGACGCUACCAGUCCGAGCGACGGACGCUGAUGUGGCGCUUCUGUUAGGUGGAAGAGCUCUCGGCAAUCUUGAAUGUCUCAGCUUAGCCUUCACUUCAGUGACUUCCGCUUGUGCUGAACAGCUAAUCAAAUUACCAGCCUUGAGGUAUCUCAAUUUAUGGGCCACGCAGUUCGGCGAUGCUGGUUUACAAAUGAUCAGCGAACACCUUCAGAAACUGCAAGUGUUGAAUCUCUGCGAAACCCCUGUUUCGGAUAAGGGAAUCUCUACUUUGGUCUCACUGACAAGUUUGAGGAAAUUGAAUCUGAACAGCACGAAACUGUCCGUUCAGACGUUCGAGUCCCUGAAGAAAUGUUUACCAGCAUUGCAGGAGUUUGACGUGAGGUACACGGAGGCAUGGUGACCAGAACUUUCACCGUACAUCAAAUCGGACAAUUCCACUAACUC
This is a messenger RNA of Osmia bicornis bicornis, 8262 nucleotides long. Its product is annotated as C-Maf-inducing protein-like. Lineage: Eukaryota; Metazoa; Arthropoda; Insecta; Hymenoptera; Megachilidae. The record is from RefSeq and is a predicted model, not a curated record. The transcript is spliced from 9 exons. Bases 5147 to 8218 code for a protein of 1023 amino acids.